UAAACACUAAUACUUUUAUAUAUUGAGCUAAGAAAGGUACUAAAAAAGUACCCUGUUUAUAAGUACCCAUCUAUCUUCUUUCUAUAAUAAAGGUAUAUAAAGCCCUACAAUUCACUUAGCAAACUACAACGUCAACAGAAUAAGCAACAAUUACAAUCUACACUUUAUCUCAAAAUAAUGUCACAGGAAAAACAAUGGACUGAAGUUUUUCACGCAAUAGACAAAGACAAAAAUGGGUUUCUUACUCGUGAAGAAAUUGCACAGUGCUUAAAAGAAGUUGGUGUUUGUCCGAAUGUCGCAGACAAAAUAAUCAAGGAAACUGAUAUGAAUAGUGAUGGAAAAAUUUCUUUAGAGGAGUAUUUAAACGCGCUAAGAAAACUCCCUCCUCGUGAAAAGUGUGUUGCAAGAUGGAAUGAAGUAUUUCAGUCCAUAGACAAGGAUGGUUCGGGAAAAGUUUCUAUCAAAGAAUUGGACGAAUUUCUCAAAUCCUCCGGUAUGGAUAUAGACCAAAAAAGUUUACAUAAUUGGAUGACACAAAAUGACAAAAACAAGGAUGGUGAACUAGACUAUGAUGAGUUCUUAGCCUACGGAACCUCUUACUAUACUAUUGUUUACAGAUUGUUAUGAAAAUGAUAGCUGAUAUUCCAAAUGAAUUAUCUUCUAGAAAUCUCAUUCCCGUGGUUUCUGCAUUUACCUUAUUUUCAAUUGGGCAAACGUCUGUGAAUAAGUAAAAUUCUUCCUUGAAUUCUCUCGGAAUUUUCCAUUGUUUACUAGCUAAUUAUUGACUUUUACGGUACUUUCGAUCUUAUUAUUUUUCUUUGAAAACAUUCAGAGUACUAUUGACUCACAGGAAAGUACAACCAGAAGUUUUCCCACAAAGUCGAAAGAAGACGGGUUUCGACCUUACUUGUAAUUAAAAAUUGGAAAAAGUGAGGUAAGAUAUUUCACACAAUGUUUUACUCCAAACUAGGAGAAACAAACAUAGCUUCAUUCUCUAUGUAAAAUAUAUCGGAUCAUGUUAACACACUGAAGUACUAUAUCUAGAGCUCACUAUUUCGAAUCAAUAAUUCUAACUUAGGAGUAAGCCGAUAUACAACCAAUUGAAGAGUAACGAAUAAGGCGAAAUAUGCGUUCGAGAUUCCACCAUAUGCCACCAUCCACCUUUGCUUAUGUACGCUUGUGAUAUAAUGGCAGUAUCGAGAUCAACCGAACCGGAUGCAAAUGUUAAUUGCAGUCCUAAACAUCAAUGGAAAAUUCCAAAUAAACAGUAAAAAUUAAUUAAAGCAGUAUCCUGUUACAAAACAUUAAACACUAAAAUAACUAAAAUUUGGGGCUAAGUUCUAAAAAAUCACUGGCUAAAAGGAUAUGUCUGAGUAACAUAAGACAUUCGUAUUUUGCCUAUUUAUUGGAGUCAUAUAUUCAAUAAAUGGUACAGUUUUUUGUAUGAAACAUUAGAAGAUUAAUAAAAAUAAAUCCUCGCUAAGCAUUGAAGAAAUACUGUAUAGUUUCACAGUCUGUAAUAGGCUCACUUAAUCGACCAGAGAUACUAUUACAUGAGAUUUUGGUCUGGUAGAAAAUACCAGUAGUAAAAGAUGCUUUAACACAAACGCGGCAGGAUAAGACCACUUUCAACAUAGAAUUAGUUAAAUAUGAAUGAUGUUUGAGGUGUAUGUCUUUCCCCACUGAUAAAUCACAUCUUAGAUUAUUUGGAUACAUUACAAUCCAUAGUAUUGACCCACUGAUUGACAAUAACAGACUACGAUUGUAUCAUUAUAAGACUGCUUGUAGUGGCUGGUCCUAUGUCGAGCCCACAUAACUUACUCUGGUUCCGGACAAGCCAAUUCACUCAUUCUCCUUCAAUCAUAUUUUGACCUUGUUAAAUAUUCGUCUAUCAAUCUUGACUGUUGUGGUGUAUGAGCGUAUGUGUGUGAGUUUCUUAUCUUACUUAUCAUAUGUCUGUAGCUUAUUUUAUCUGACUAUAAAUAUUGAUUAACGCUCGGUUAAAUCGAGUUGCACGUCAUUUCGCUCCAUUUUUUUCUCUUCGUUCUGUUCCUCUGAUUGUCUGUCCAUAUCAAUGAG
Molecule: messenger RNA, 2079 nt
Organism: Schistosoma curassoni
Lineage: Eukaryota; Metazoa; Platyhelminthes; Trematoda; Strigeidida; Schistosomatidae
Source: the annotation of a GenBank genome assembly